CAAAAUCAGAAAACGAAAAAGCUAAAUCUCCUUUUCUACAGCGUCAUCUCGUUUCCUGAUACUCUUCUUUGAGAACCUCAAUCAAAGCUUAACUUUACUGUAGCAUCAAUUACUAUGGCAAUGUAGAGAGAGAAAGAUGGUAGAACGCUCGGCAUCUUCGGCAGAUGUGUCCAAGUACAAGGAGUACUUGGCGGGCUUGAUCGCCGGCGUCGCCACCGUCAUCAUCGGCCACCCCUUUGACACUGUCAAGGUGAAGUUACAAAAACACAAUACUGAAGUACAUGGUGUCAAGUAUAGAAAUGGAUUGCAUUGUGCUGCUAGGAUAUUGCAGAAUGAAGGGGUUAGGGGUCUUUAUCGAGGUGCUACCUCCUCUUUUAUAGGGAUGGGUUUUGAAAGUUCACUUCUGUUUGGCAUAUACUCGCAAACAAAGCAAUCUCUCCAGGGCAAGCUGCAAAGUUCUGGACCUGAUUCCCUAGUCAUUAUUCCAUCAGCUGCCUAUUCUGGAGCUAUAAUCAGCUUUGUACUCUGUCCUACGGAGCUAGUGAAGUGUAGGAUGCAAAUUCAAGGAACUGAUUCUUUGAUUCCCAAGGGUAGCACAUAUACCGGUCCUGUUGAUUGUGCCCUUAAGACUAUAAGAACUGACGGGGUAACAGGCAUUUUCCGUGGAGGAAUGGCAACAUUUCUAAGAGAAUCUGUGGGGAAUGCUGUUUUCUUUAGUGUUUAUGAGAAUGUCCGGCAUUCUAUGCACUUGAAACUCAAAGAUUGUUCUGGAGAAUAUAAAGGCUUGGCUGAGAUAGGGGUUGGGAUCAUCAGUGGCGGCCUAGGUGGUGUUGCUUUUUGGUCUGCUGUUUUGCCCCUGGAUAUGGCAAAAACCAUGAUUCAGACCAACCCAGAUCCAAACUACUCAAGAAAUCCUUUUCAAGUGUUGAAGCUGGUUUACAAACAAGCUGGGCUAAGAGGAUGCUAUGCUGGCUUGGGUCCAACUAUAGCUCGGGCAUUCCCAGCCAAUGCGGCAGCAAUUGUCACCUGGGAAUUUGCCAUGAAAAUUUUAGGCAUCAGACAUGAGUAAUCUUUCUACAGAGAUUCAUUUGCAGUGAACGGAAGCAGUGUGAUUUGACGGGAGGUCUAGAGUAAGGCGCAUUGAAUUGUUUGCCAUAAAAUUCAAGUAUCCAUGGUCUUUGAACUCUUCAAGGGCUUACUUUGUACUUGUUUGGCUCACACUGAGAAAAAAUUCCUUGGGAAUUUAUACUUCCAAGAGAAAUUACUUCCCUUCUGCAAUACCUAGGCAAUGACAUGUUUGGUUGGACUAAAGGAAUUCCUCGUACCCGUGAAUUUCUAUCGAUCAAGGGGGUUUAGGUAAUUAAUCACCCAUGUUUUGUGGGAAGCCGAAUUUCAUAUUAUUAGUACUAACCAAACAUGUGAAAUAACUACCCUAAACUGUUUACAUAAAUUUCUACUUCCCCA
Molecule: messenger RNA, 1464 nt
Organism: Chenopodium quinoa (quinoa)
Lineage: Eukaryota; Viridiplantae; Streptophyta; Magnoliopsida; Caryophyllales; Amaranthaceae
Product: mitochondrial arginine transporter BAC1-like
Exons: 8
Coding region: 137-1069 (310 amino acids)
Biological process (GO): mitochondrial L-ornithine transmembrane transport
Molecular function (GO): L-ornithine transmembrane transporter activity
Source: RefSeq, a predicted model, not a curated record